AUGGAUGUACUGCCGCCGCCAAGCGCACUUGAACUUACCGGAAAUGUGGCGGAAAACUGGAAAAGGUUCAAACAACGUUUUCAGUUAUACAUCGAUGCAAUUGGGGCAUCGAAGAAGGACGACAGACAACAAACGUCGAUCCUGCUACAUGUUAUCGGUGAGCAAGCCCUUGACGUUUACAAUACAUUCAAAUGGGAUGAAGAGGGCGACCAGGAAGGGGAUAACAUGCGCCUGGCAAAAGAUUCGCUGGUCAAAGAUAGACUGGUAUGUGGCAUCGUCGCUAAUGUAACCAGAGAACGCCUGCUUCGAGAGGAAGACUUAACUCUUGAAAAAGCAGUCAAAAUCUGCAAGGCUGCUGAACUAGUGAAAGAGCGUUCAAAGGAGCUACAAUCAACAACUCCAACAGUCCAUGCCGUGCAGAAAAAUCCAUCUGCAAAACCAAAACCGCAGGGAGCUAAUAGAAAACCCCAGGCAACAGCUAAGCCACAGAAUGCACCUAAAGGAAAGCCCAGUCGCUGGAAGCCCAGAAAUGAUCAACAGCAACAAACUAGUGACAAACAUCACUGUAGACGCUGCGACAACUGGCAUGUCUCGGGAAAAUGCCCAGCGUACGGUGAAACAUGUGCUUACUGUAGAGGCAAAAAUCAUUUUGCCAAGUGUUGCUUCAAGAAACGCGCACAGGGCCAAGUGCACACAGUAGACAAUGACGAGUACACUGACUUUUUUCUGGACACCAUUACAGUAGAUUCAGUCAAGACACAAGCAAAUGACUGGAUAUUUCCCCUCGCUAUGAAUGGAACAAUCAUACCUGUCAAAUUGGAUACAGGGGCACAGGUGAACAUUUUGCCAGAGACAGACUUCAGUCGGCUGAAAAAUAAGCCACAACUACACCCAGCCACAGAGACACUGAAAGCCUACAACCACAGCCAGAUAAUCGUCAAAGGCAAGUGUGUAGUGACUGUGGACCAUGCAGCACGAAAACCCAAAGUGCUGUUCUUCGUCGUCCCAGGUGAUAAACAAGCAUGCGAACAGUUAGGGCUUGUCAAAGUAGCCUGUGCUGUCACGAAUCAGGAGCAACCCAAAGACCCCAACGACAACUACGCGAACCUGCUACACGAAUACGGUGACAUAUUCGAAGGACUGGGUUGUUUGCCAGGGAUGCACACAAUCAUCAUUGAUGAGACAGCACAGCCAGUUGUACAUGCCUGCCGCAAAGUACCAUUCGCACUCCAUAAUGGUCUUAAGAGAGAACUUGAACGUAUGGAGAGUCUUGGCGUCAUCAGCAGAGUGGAUGAGCCUACCGACUGGGUAAAUUCCCUAGUCGUUGUCAAGAAAAAGAAUGGAGACAUUCGUGUGUGCAUGGAUCCGAGAGAUCUCAAUCGUGCCAUUAAAAGAGAGCACUACAAAAUGCCCACACGAGAAGAAGUCAUGUCACAGUUUGCUGGUGCAUCAUACUACUCCAAACUCGAUGCAUCACAAGGAUUUUGGCAGCUUCAACUAGACGACAAAAGCAGUCGCUUGUGUACAUUCAACACGCCGUUCGGUAGGUUCAGAUAUACAAGACUACCGUUCGGCAUAUCAUCAGCACCAGAGGUCUACCAUAAAACUGUUCACCAAAUCUUCGAGUCAAUCGAUGGUGUCAGUACCUUCGCUGACGACAUCAUCAUCUAUGGAGCAACCAAAGAGGCCCAUGAUCGCAGCCUACGACUGACACUUGAAACAGCACGUCAAGUGAACCUGCCCAAACCAGAAAACAAGCAAGAGCUUCAGCGCUUCUUGGGCAUGGUAACAUAUUUGGCCAAGUGGAUCGCGGGACUCCGCAAAAAUCAGCCCCGCUUCGAGCACUGCUGA
Molecule: messenger RNA, 1851 nt
Organism: Patiria miniata (bat star)
Lineage: Eukaryota; Metazoa; Echinodermata; Asteroidea; Valvatida; Asterinidae
Exons: 2
Coding region: 1-1851 (616 amino acids)
Source: RefSeq, a predicted model, not a curated record